This is a messenger RNA of Pollicipes pollicipes, 3978 nucleotides long. RefSeq names its product rho GTPase-activating protein 100F. Gene Ontology annotation, molecular function: GTPase activator activity; protein binding. The record is from RefSeq and is a predicted model, not a curated record. The coding region runs from base 307 to 3978 and encodes 1223 amino acids. Lineage: Eukaryota; Metazoa; Arthropoda; Thecostraca; Pollicipedomorpha; Pollicipedidae. The transcript has 13 exons. Gene Ontology annotation, biological process: cell migration; cell projection organization; regulation of Ras protein signal transduction. Gene Ontology annotation, cellular component: synaptic membrane.
CGCCGCCCGACCCCGGGUCACCGCAGUGCACAGCGCCCUGUGCACGCGACCGCCCCAGGCGCCGUGUCAAGACGUGUGCACAGUGCAGGCGGUCGCCAGUGCGCCGCGUUCUGCCGCAGGCGGCGCCCGCACGCCGAGUGCAAUGGCCGUGUGAAAGUGCGUGGCGGCGUAGAUCAAUAGUGCGUACUAUGAAGCGGGCCGGCAGCACGGCGGGCGACGGCCGCGGCGCCGCCCGCGGGCCGCACCGGCUCCGCUAAGAUGCUGUCCAGAUUACCCAGCUAGCCUCCUGCUGCCUGACGUCGCCCGAUGGUCGCCGCGCCACGCUUCAGGAGACGGGUCAGGCACAAACUCCGGGUAUCCAGGGCAGCCAUGCUCUGCUGCGGACGAAAAAAGGAUGGUAAUGACCAGCCGGUGGACAUGGGCCGCUCACCAAGACACAACCACCAGCAGGAGCAGCAACAGCAGCAGCAGCAGCAGCAGCAGCAGGCGCAGCAGCAGCAGCAGGCGCAGCAGCAGCAGCAGCUGCAGCAGCAAGGCCUGGCCCAGCAGGGACCCUCUGGCAGCGGCAUGCCUCAGAUGGUUGUACAAAAGGAUUUCAGGAAGGUCAGCGGUAUCUCGACGGAGAUAUUCCGCCAGAUCGAAACGGUGGAGAACGACAUGGACGCGUCGACGGCGGCUGCGCUGCAGGCGGUGGAGAAGCGCGGCGAGAUGCUCGUCCGCAUCCUUGAUCCCAACCGGCUCUCCAAGAAGGCGUACGAGAGUGCGACGCGCUUCCUCGCUCUCCAGGACGGUCGACACACGAUCCAGUUCGUCGAGAUCGUCAAGCGGCCCGGCCAGACGCUCGGCCUCUAUAUCCGCGAGGGGAACGGCGCCGACCGCGCCGACGGCGUGUUCGUCUCGCGGAUCGCGCUCGAGUCGGCCGUCUACAACUCGGGCUGCCUGCGCGUCGGCGACGAGGUGUUGGCGGUCAACCUGGUGGACGUGACCCGCAUGGGACUGGACGACGUGGUGAUCAUCAUGUCGAUCCCCCGGCGGCUUGUUCUGACCACCCGGCAGCGGCGCUACCAGCACGGCGUGGAGAGCCCGCCGAUGGCGCGGCUCGAGCCCAAGCCGCCGCCCGUGGUCGUCAUCAAAAAGGAGCUGAAGGACGAGUGCGAGGAGACGGAGCGCGCGCCGCCGCCGCCGUCCACGGCGCCGCCGCCGCUACCGCCGCGCCGCCAGCGCAGCGCCGACGAGUCGCCGUACGGUUACACGCGCUCGCUGGUGCACCGGGACGGCACGCCGACCGGCUACGCCGACAUGUACGGUCGUACGCGGCGAUCACAGUUCGCGGCGGCGCCGGCCAGCCGCAGUCUGCCGCCGAGCGACUCGUGGCACAGUGAUGCCAGCUCGGUGGCCUCGUACCAGCCGCCGCCGCCGGUGGUGACCGAGCAGCCGCGUGGCUCGCAGCCGCUCUACUCGCCUUACGACCGCGCCUACCCCAAGACGCUCGAGUCGCUGGCCGAGCGCGUGCACGGCGGCCCGCUCGACUCGCUGGCCGGCAACGUCGAGUCGCUGUACGCGGCGGCGCGGCGCGGCGGAUACGGCAGCCUUCCGCGCGGCGGCGGCCACUACCGCGGCCGCGGCCGUGGCCUAGAGCGUGGCCGCGGCGUGACCCGCACCUACAGCGACCAGCGCCUGCCGAUGACGGACGCCGACGCCGGCGACUUCUCCAUGCCGCCGGCCAUGCGGCCCAACUUCAAGACCUCGUCGCUGCAGUACCCGCUGCGCUACACGGACACGAUGAAGAGGCUGAGUGUCAUGCGCCGGCGCACGGCCUCGCUCGACUACGCGUCCGACUCGGAGGCGGUGGUGGGCGGCCGGCCGCCGAUGACCCACCGCACGCGGCCGCAGCAACUAGCCGCAGCCGGGCCGCGGAGCAACUCGCUGCCGCGCGACGGACGCGGCGCGCUGCGCGGCCGGCCGCGCUACGCCUCCGGGUACGGCUCGGCGGGCACGGCCGACAGCCAGGAUGAGAGCGACGGCGCCGUCAGCGCGCCCGAGCUGCUCACCAGGAGAGCGGGUCCACCCAGCAUGCGGACGGCCGGCGGGUUCGCGACGGCGGACGCCAGCCAGUGGCUGUCGCGCGCGCCCUCCACCAGCGCCAUUUACGAGAGGAUCCGCUCCCAGCGGGACGCCGCCGGCCUGCCGCCCAAUCACCGCGGCGUGCGCUUCACCUUCAGCGCCGAAAACCUGCAAGGCGGCGUCGAGGAGUCACCCUACUACUCGUACCGGCCGCACCUGACGACGCUGCGCUCACAGGCGGCGGCCGCCGCCGCGCCCCUCUCGCAGCGGCUGCGCAGCUUGCUGGAGGAGCGCAGCAUGACGCCGACGCCGCAGCCGGGCGCCGCCUCGCGCUUCUCCGUGCUGAACAUCAACCCGGCCGAGUUCCUGCGAUACAAGUCGGAGCGGACGUCGGUCUCGAGCGCCGAGGAGGGCCCGUCUGGUAUGCUGUGGGUGCACCUGCUGUCGGGCCGCGGCCUGAAGCCGGCCGGCCGCAUGCAGCACCUGCGCGACCUCUACUGCGUGCUCGAGUGCGACCACGUGCACAAGGCGCGCACGGUCAUCCGCACCGGCGACCUGGUGUUCGACUGGGACGAGACGUUCGAGCUUGACCUGAUCAGCAACCGCGAGCUCGACUUCCUCAUCUACUCUUGGGACCCGCAGUUCCGGCACAAGCUCUGCUACAAGGGCUCCGUCUGUGUGGCCUCGCUCUUGCGAGAGAGCAACGUCUACCAGUUGGCGCUCAAGGUGGAGCCGCACGGCAGCCUCUACGUCAAGCUGCGCUACACCGAGCCGAAGCGCUGCUUCGAGCGCACGCCGAGUCCGCGGAAGUCGGCGCUCUUCGGCGUCGACCUCGAGACGACGGUGGCGCGCGAGAACUCGGGCCUCAACGUGCCAUUGAUCGUCAAGCGUUGCGUGGACGAGGUGGAGCGCCGCGGUCUGGACAUCAUCGGUCUUUACCGGCUUUGCGGCUCGGCCACAAAGAAGCGGCUGCUUCGCGAGGCGUUCGAGAAGAGUCCGCGCACCGUCGACCUUUCGCCGGACAACGUGCCCGACAUCAACGUUAUCACUGGCGUGCUAAAGGACUACCUGCGAGAGCUGCCCGAGCCGCUCUUCACCAAGUGUCUGUACCAGAUGCUGUGUGAUGCGCUCUCCGUGUGUCUGCCCGACGACCCGGAAGGCAACGCUAAGCUCAUGUUCUCGAUACUGGACUGUCUGCCCAAGGUCAACCGGUGCACGCUCCUGUUCCUGAUGGACCACCUCCGGUUGGUGGCCUCCCAGUCCGAGUGCAACAAGAUGACGCCGCAGAACGUGGCCAUCUGCUUCGGCCCCGUGCUGAUGCUGCACUCGGAGAUCGGCCGCACCGAGAUCGAUUUCCACAAGCCCAUCUCCGUCCUCAAGUACCUGCUCACCAUCUGGCCGCCCAAGUCAGUUCGGGAAGCAGUGGCAGCGAGAGUCGGACCAGCUCGUCGCUCUCGUCUCUCGCCACGCCCCCCUUCGUCAUCGCGUCGGGACGCGGCGGAGCCGCCGGACCGAUCCGACCCAGCUACUACCGGCACCGACAGUGGCUCAGAGAGUCGCGAUUCCUCCCCGAAUCGACCUGCUGACCGUGCCGGCCUCCCCGGCCUGCCUGGGCCGCGCCCGCCGCCGCCGCCGCCGCCUAGCCGCUCGCGAUCACGUCUCGCCGCCGCCGCCGGUCCGCGCGACGCGACAGGCGGUGCCACCGGCGGUGCGCCGGCCCCGUCCGGCGGCCGCGAGACGCACGAGAUGAUGAUGAAGGGCGUCAUCUCAGAGUUGCAGAGCAAGCGACUGUCGGCGCGCAGCCUAGACGAGGGCUCGGCCGUUGGUGCUGAGGAGCCGGCAGAGGGCAGCUCGCGCCGCGAGAAGGACCAUGAGGCGGAGGAGGACGAGGAGGGGCCUCUGGACCUUACGUGA